Dioscorea cayenensis subsp. rotundata (Guinea yam) is the source of this 750-nucleotide messenger RNA. Its product is annotated as autophagy-related protein 8f. The record is from RefSeq and is a predicted model, not a curated record. NCBI's taxonomy places the organism in Eukaryota, Viridiplantae, Streptophyta, Magnoliopsida, Dioscoreales, Dioscoreaceae. The transcript has 6 exons. Gene Ontology annotation, biological process: cellular response to nitrogen starvation. The coding region runs from base 149 to 502 and encodes 117 amino acids.
CCACGUCAUUAAAGUCUAUAAUAAAAAAAUAUAUAUAAAAAUUUUGGGAUUAUUAAGACCCUUUGGCUUGCUUGCUUCUUCCCCAAUCCAGUAUUCCCCUUGUUUUCUUCUCUUCCGAUCAAAGGCUUCGACUUUUUUGUGAGGAGACAUGGCCAGGAGUUCUUUCAAGGAAGAGCAUGAUCUUGAGAAGAGGAGGGCUGAGGCUGCAAGGAUCAGGGAGAAGUAUCCUGAUAGGAUUCCGGUGAUUGUGGAGAAGGCAGAAAGAAGUGAUAUUCCCAACAUUGACAAAAAGAAGUACUUGGUUCCAGCAGACUUGACAGUCGGCCAGUUCGUGUAUGUUAUUCGCAAGAGAAUCAAGCUGAGUGCAGAGAAGGCCAUCUUCAUAUUUGUGGACAAUGUGCUUCCACCCACUGGAGCGAUAAUGUCUACGAUAUAUGAUGAGAAGAAAGAUGAAGAUGGAUUUCUCUAUGUCACAUACAGCGGUGAGAACACAUUCGGUUGAAGUUCAUAAAACCGAAUUUUCCAACUUGACUCUUUCACCAUCGACAUUUCAACCGAUUAAGUUCAUGUGCAUCUCUUACCGUCACCUUUCAUCGAUCUACUUCACUUUGUUUACCUUUUACUUUCAAUCUGUUCUCUGUGGAAAAACUAAGUCACUAGCAAUAAAUUGUAUAGUUUGGGUUCUGUAUAGCUCAUGACACUGGUCUUUUAUGCUUAAUAACUAUCAUGCUUUAUAUAUUUGUUUGCUCA